AUGCAGAUCAUCAUAUCUGCGGCUGUCAUUGUACUUUCUGUUAUCCUUUUUCGCGUAAAGUGUGUCUCCACUCAGAUCAAGGGUCCAAUCAACAAUUCAAAAAGAAAAGCCUCUGAGCUUCCUCCAAAUCCAAGCAAGAAGACCGCCCCCAUCGAGGCACUGAAUGACUUGAAUUGGAAGUUAAUCGAACGGCGUAGGCAGCGUGUGUUCAAGCCUAUAUACAACAUCUCUAUGGGCAUCAAGAGAGACACUCCAUCGGAGCAUAUCACUAUAGACGAAGGCUAUCUCGAGCGCAUCUACCACCGAAAGGAGCUGAUAGCGGCCUAUCCAGACACAGUUCUUGGCUUUAUUUCUGGCGGCGAGGAACCAGUGCGAGAACUAUACAGUUACAUGCUAACCGACUACCUCCCCGUUCGCUUCCCCGCCAUGUUCCAGCUUUCGAACAACGGACAUGAUUUCACAAAUCUGGUCACAGGCCAAAUCUACCCAAUCCAAGCACCAAUCGAUAUCAAAGGCGCACUCCGCAGCCUGGGCGAGAUCGUAGAAGAAGAGCUCUUUCUGCUCACGCCGUCUCCAAGUGGCCACCGCGUGGUGGCCUAUAUUUGCUGCUUUCCAUCGGGAUUCAACCCCGCUAGAUUACUCGGUCAGAAUCUCGAUAGCAUACACAAACCUGUGCCCGGAUACGAAAAAAUCGGACCAAGCAUGGAACGCUACCUCCAGAGGUUGGAAAUCGACAAGCCAGUGAAGCGGUCAAAUUGGACAGUGCAGCAGCACCCCGAAUUGCUCGACUGCGAAGUCAACGACCGUCUCAAAAAACUACGAACCUACAGGAAAUCAAGAAUCAGAUAUGAAACACGUGAAUCCCCCUACCUCUCGAAAACACUCGCCCGCUUACCGCCACAGACGUUCCUCCGUUCAGAACUCCAAACACUCAGUCGCUUGCCUAAGACCGGAGCCGUUCUCUUCACUAUCAAGACAUACAUGUAUAACAUCUGCGAGAUCAAGGAAGAGGGGAGAGGAUGUGAGUUUGCAGAGGCUAUUGAGGGCCUAAGGAAGGGGAAUGUGCCGGGUAUGUGGGAGUAUAAGGGGGCGGAGCGGUGGGGGGGAGAUGGUGUGCAAGUAUCUUCUCAGUGA
Molecule: messenger RNA, 1134 nt
Organism: Didymosphaeria variabile
Lineage: Eukaryota; Fungi; Ascomycota; Dothideomycetes; Pleosporales; Didymosphaeriaceae
Exons: 4
Coding region: 1-1134 (377 amino acids)
Source: RefSeq, a predicted model, not a curated record